Molecule: messenger RNA, 1131 nt
Organism: Parastagonospora nodorum SN15
Lineage: Eukaryota; Fungi; Ascomycota; Dothideomycetes; Pleosporales; Phaeosphaeriaceae
Exons: 3
Coding region: 1-1131 (376 amino acids)
Source: RefSeq, a predicted model, not a curated record
AUGUCUCUAGGUACGAUUUCACCGCCUUUCAUCUACGAGUCCGGUUCGCACCGUAAAUUGGCAGACACAGGCUUGCAAGGACAUCGAUGCUCAUCUGAAGCUAGGUUCCUCAAGCUUACACUGGAACGCGAGCAAGUACAGAAAGAGAUAGUGACACUACGAAAGCAACACAAGGAAGCUUUGCUGCUUGAUGCACAGAGGCGCUGCCGCAUCUUCGCAACGAGAUUUACCAACACUCUUCCCCUCGAAUUACGCGAGAUGGUCUAUACAGAACUAUGGUCCGGACAGAAACACCGCCAUGAUUAUCCAUCCGAAGGCGAAGGCAUAACUGCCGACCCGAAUUACAAAUCCGAUCCUCUAAAGUCAGUGAAGAGAGACAAGCUGUGGCGCUUAAACUGCAAAGGCGACUCAUAUCACUUUCAUCUGGGUAUUCGACCAGCGGAUCACGUGCGCUGCCUUGACCUGUUCGUCAGAGCUACGUACGCCAAUGAUCUCGCCAACGAAUAUUAUGACGACGAUGGAUAUGGCCCCCCCGCCCCGACCGAAUAUAAUCUUGAACAGGAUAAAUAUCGCGUUAUCGCCAUGGAAUCUUUAUUGACCUUGACACACUGGCUACGGCCCUUGUUGGACAUUCGCGUAAAGAAGGAUUUCCAUCUAAGAAUCUUUUUCAAAGACGGACGUGAGCAUCAAAAGUUGGAAGCAUUUCGCCCCGUUGUGCGGACAUUCGUGGAUGCCGGUGCUCACUUUGCCCUCUUAUCGCCUGUUCCCGGUAUGGAUGAGCAUCAGAACGUACUCAAUUAUUUCGAAAUGGGCCUGCAAGAUUGGCAGAACGAAUGGGCAGCAAUUGCCGAAGCUAGACGACUCGAGCAGUUAGAAAGCAUGCGGAAAAGCCGUAUGCGGUACGCCAAUGAGGCGUUGGGUGAUGACACAGAGAUAGAUAUACUCAUCUUGAUGCUGAGGAGCCGCGUGCAAAAUGAUCGUGAUGUGAGACGCCUGGUGGAGCUCGUCGCACGUGGCGAGGCGAAUGAACGGCAGCUGUACGAAUUCGGACAUCUUAUGAAUGACCUCGAGUGGGACGCUUUUGCAUCACACCUGCCAGACGAUUACAGCGAAGGCACCGCUACAAGCUGA